Molecule: messenger RNA, 3895 nt
Organism: Humulus lupulus (European hop)
Lineage: Eukaryota; Viridiplantae; Streptophyta; Magnoliopsida; Rosales; Cannabaceae
Exons: 19
Coding region: 203-3520 (1105 amino acids)
Molecular function (GO): hydrolase activity, acting on ester bonds
Source: RefSeq, a predicted model, not a curated record
GUAAUAUAUUUUCUUCUUCUCGGGUAGAGUUUCAGAUUCCGGAAUCGUUGUCAUUGCUCUGCGUUUUUGAGUUCUGUGCUCUUCGGCUAAUGUUUCGGUACAUGUCCAAAUUCGGAUCCGGAAGGGAUUUUUGUUGAAUGAGGAAAAACUUAGUAAUUCUGGACUAGUAAGACGUGGGUGGGGUGAGAGAGUUUUCGGCAGAAUGCAAGGUUUUAGAGCCAAAUCUAGGAUAGUGGGUGUUGUUACAUUAGUCAUUUGGAUUGGUGUAGCAGCUUUGUAUGGUUUGUUAAGACCCAUUAUAAAUGGUUGUGUUAUGACUUACAUGUAUCCCACAUAUAUACCUAUUUCAUCCACCGGAGACGUUUCCUCCUCGAAGUACGGUUUAUACUUGUAUCAUGAGGGAUGGAAGAAAAUAGAUUACAAGGAGCAUCUUCAGAAGCUUAGUGGUGUUCCAGUUCUAUUUAUUCCAGGAAAUGGCGGUAGCUACAAACAGGUACGAUCGAUGGCUGCUGAAUCAGACAGGGCAUAUCAAGGAGGACCGCUUGAGCGCACAUUUUACCACGAGGCUUCCUUAACUCCUGAAGAGGGAGGCCUAGAUGCAGAUGUAGUUAAACUACCCAAUCAGUAUACCAGCAGGUUGGAUUGGUUUGCCGUGGAUCUAGAAGGAGAGCAUUCUGCAAUGGAUGGUGGUAUACUUGAAGAACACACAGAAUAUGUGGUGUAUGCCAUUCACCGGAUAUUAGAUCAAUACAAAGAAUCUUAUGAUGCUAGAAAAAAAGAAGGCGCUGCAGCCUCUGGUUCAUUGCCAAAAAGUGUGAUAUUAGUUGGGCAUUCUAUGGGUGGUUUUGUCGCUAGAGCUGCAAUUAUCCAUCCUCGUUUAAGAAGAUCAGCUGUUGAAACUGUUCUCACACUUUCAAGUCCACACCAAUCACCUCCUCUGGCCUUGCAGCCGUCAUUGGGUUACUACUUUGCACGUGUAAAUAAUGAAUGGAGAAAGGGAUAUGAGGUCCAAAUGACUCGGACAGGACAUUAUGCAUCUGAUCCAGUACUUUCUCAUGUGGUUGUUAUAUCAAUUACUGGUGGUUAUAAUGAUUACCAGGUUCGCUCCAAGUUGGAAUCUCUUGAUGGUAUAGUGCCUCCUACCCAUGGUCUUGUGAUCAGUAGUACAGGCAUGAAAAAUGUUUGGUUGUCAAUGGAACAUCAGGCAAUUUUAUGGUGUAAUCAACUAGUUGUCCAAGUGUCGCACACUCUACUAAGUUUGGUAGACUCAAGAACAGGUCAACCAUUAGCUGAAACUCCGAAAAGGUUGUCAAUAUUUUCCAGAAUGCUGCGAAGUGCCAUACCACACAGUUUCAAGUGGAAGAUGCAAUCACACUUACCUGUUCCCUUAAAGGAUGUAAAAGAUUCAAUUGGAUCUAUAGUGCAUUCUUUAACUUCUUGUCCAAGCAAUAUUCACUGGGGUGAUGCUGGACUUGAGAGAGACCUAUACAUUCAGACCCCCACUGUCUCUGUUUUAGCCAUGGAUGGUCGAAAGCGGUGGUUGGACAUACAGAAAUUGGGAUCCAAUGGGAAAAGCCAUUUCAUGUUUGUCACAAACCUUGCUCCUUGUACUGGAGUUAGAAUUCAUCUUUGGCCUGAAAAAGGAAACUCUGCCUCAAAUUUACCAGGUAGUAAAAGAGUUCUUGAGGUGACAUCAAAGAUGGUACACGUUCCAUCAGGACCAGCGCCAAGACAGAUUGAACCUGGCAGUCAGACUGAGCAACCUCCACCUUCUGCUGUAUUUUUGUUGAGACCUGAGGAUAUGCGUGGUUUCAGAUUUUUAACCAUUUCAGUUGCACCACGUCCAACCGUUUCAGGUAGACCUCCACCAGCAGCUUCCAUGGCAGUUGGACAGUUUUUCAAUCCAGACGAUGGAAAGCUGGAUGUCUCUCCUUGGUUCAUGCUUCAAUCUUCUUAUUCUCACAAGGAAAUGUUUGUGAAAGAGGACCAUCCUCUUGCUUUAAAUUUGUCUUUCAGCAUUAGCUUAGGCCUUCUCCCUGCUACCUUGUCUUUGAAGACUGCGGGUUGUGGAAUAAAAAAUUAUGGCCUUCCAGAUGAAGAGGCUAAAGAUGUUGAAAGGCUGUGUAAAUUACGGUGUUUCCCACCUAUAGCAUUUGCUUGGGAUGAUACAUCUGGUCUUCACGUAUUUCCAAAUUUAUUCAGUGAGAGAAUUGUUGUUGAUUCUUCACCAGCACUGUGGAGUUCAGCUUCUAGUUCUGAGAAAACAAAUGUUCUGUUGCUGGUAGACCCACAUUGUGAAUAUAAAAUUACCGUUGCAGUUUCUUUCACACAAGUUGCAAGUAGAUUUUUACUUGUAUAUAAUUCACAAAUAGUUGGUUUCUCUGUCGCAGUUAUCCUUUUUGCUCUGAUGCGACAAGCACAUGCAUGGGAUCUUAAUCUGCCUAUACCUUCAAUGCUGACGGCAGUGGAAUCAAAUUUGAGACUUCCAUUGCCAUUUUUAUGCUUGGGAAUCGCCCCCAUUUUGCUUUCCUUGUUAAUCUCCUUUCUAAUGUCUCAACCACUUCCAAUGUUUUCCAGCUUCACCUUUGUCUCCGUGAUUUGUUAUUUACUUGCAAAUGGGUCUAUAAUACUUUUGAUAUUCAUAUCCCAACUGGUCUUCUAUGUAGCCGCUGUCAUACAUAUUUUCAUCAAAACAAGGUGGCAAUUAUGGGAAGGAAACACCUGCUUUGGAUUUGGUCAAUGGUUUUUAUGUCUGUCUUCUAGCUUCUCUUCAUUAAAGGUGGUGAGGAUUUUAAGAGUCAAUCCAACCCUUGUCACAGCACUUGCUGCAAUUACCUUGGCUUGCUUGCUUCAUCCAGCUUUAGGUCUAUUUGUUAUCCUUUUCUUUCAUGCUCUGUGCUGUCAUACUGCACUUUGCAGAUUUUUGACGGCUUCGUUUUGCAGCCAUGUACGAAAAAAUGAACCAUUUGAUUAUAAAAAAGGAGACGGUGCAGAGCAACUCAGCUUCACAUUUGAGGGUACAUUUGACCAGAAUUCCCCUUCAAAAGAGGGCUUCUCCAACAGUCCUGACUCUUCAAAAAGUUAUGGUGAAACACAAAUAGAAUUAUUCCAUCAUCGACAUGGAUUGCUAAUUUUACAUCUUGUCGCAACAAUUAUGUUUCUCCCAUCUCUUGCAGCUUGGUUGCAGAGAAUAGGGAUGGGAGAGAGUCUCCCUUGGCUUUUGGAUUCAGUUCUUUGCACAGGCGUGAUCCUUCAUGGCAUCUGCAAUUCAAAGCCUGAGUACAAUUCCUACAUGUUCUCAUUCCCUGGAAUCCCGAUCCGGGAAGUGAGGCUAAACGUUAUCUACCUCAUUGCUGGAUACUAUUCCUAUCUUUCUGGCCUGGCCUUGGCCCCAUAUAGAGUUUUUUAUGUUUUGGCUGCUAUUGGUGCCAUUUCCUUUGUUUUGAGAAUGUUACAAAGAAGAUACAGGGACAAGGGUGAGACACAUUUCGGGACCCGAAAACAUUCUCAUAGGCACUGAGCAAGGUUCUUCGUAAACUUAACAUUUGAUCCAGGAUGCUUCUUCUCCUUAAAGUAUUUCUGGGAUACACCAACUUGAUGGAGGUGGGAAGUUGAAUUGACAUUAAACAAACAGCACUCAAAAGAUUUCUAAUCAGAUUUGUGACUUGUGAGACAAGAAAUCAUCCUGGAUUCGAUUGGUGACGGUGCACUUCGUGAUGGGGUGGAAUUUUUUCUUUCUUUUUUCCUUUUCUUUCUCCCCUGUAAAUUUAUGGGAUGAUUGGAGUAUUCUUUAGCAGAAAAAAGAAAAGAAAAAGCCUUAGUUUGUAACAUUUUGUGUUCAGGACCAAAUAGUUGAUAUUUUAGAAAUUUAACAAGCCAUCAUUUUGAAGGGUUC